Molecule: messenger RNA, 942 nt
Organism: Lytechinus pictus (painted urchin)
Lineage: Eukaryota; Metazoa; Echinodermata; Echinoidea; Temnopleuroida; Toxopneustidae
Product: zinc finger protein 724-like
Exons: 1
Biological process (GO): regulation of DNA-templated transcription
Molecular function (GO): RNA polymerase II cis-regulatory region sequence-specific DNA binding; DNA-binding transcription factor activity, RNA polymerase II-specific
Source: RefSeq, a predicted model, not a curated record
AUGAAUCCCUAUGUGUGUGAUCAAUGUAAUAAGGCAUUUCGUCAUUCUGAUCAUCUCAGAAGACAUAAACGAGCCCAUACACGUGAGAAGCCCUUUGUAUGUGAUCAAUGUGGUAAGGCCUUAAAUAGAUAUAGGGAUCUCACUAGGCAUAAACUAAUCCAUACAAGUGAUAAGCCCUAUGUAUGUGAUCAAUGCGGUAAGGCAUGUAAUAGAUUUGACAAUCUCAAAUUUAAUAAACGGGUCCAUACAGGUGAGAAGCCGUAUGUUUGUGAUCAAUGUGGUAAGGCAUUUCGUCAAUCUAGUGAUCUAACAAGACAUAAACAAAUCCACACAGAUGCGAAUCCCUAUGUAUGUGAUCAAUGUGGUAAGGCAUUUAGUCGAACUUGUCAUCUAGUGACACAUAAACAAAUCCAUACAGGGGAGAAGCCCUAGGUAUGUGAUCAGUGUGGUAAGGCAUUCAAUCAAUCAAGUGCUCUCAGAAGACAUAAACGAGUCCAUACAGAUGAGAAGACCUAUGUAUGUGAUCAGUGUGGUAAGGGAUUUUAUAAUCCUAAUAGUCUCAAGACACAUAAACAAAUCCAUACAGAUGUGAAUCCCUAUGUGUGUGAUCAAUGUGGUAAGGCAUUUAGUCGAUCUUGUCAUCUAGUGACACAUAAACAAAUCCAUACAGGGGAGAAGCCCUAUGUAUGUGAUCAGUGUGGUAAGGCAUUCAAUCAAUCAAGUGCUCUCAGAAGACAUAAACGAGUCCAUACAGAUGAGAAGCCCUAUGUAUGUGAUCAGUGUGGUAAGGGAUUUUAUCAACCUUAUAGUCUUACAACACGUAAACGAAUCCAUACAGUUGCAAAUCCCUAUGUGUGUGAUCAAUGUGGUAAGGCAUUUAGUCGAUCUGAUCAUCUUGUAAGACAAACAAUUCCAUGCAGGAGAGAAGCCCUAUGUAUGUGA